Molecule: messenger RNA, 1746 nt
Organism: Dermacentor silvarum
Lineage: Eukaryota; Metazoa; Arthropoda; Arachnida; Ixodida; Ixodidae
Product: beta-alanine transporter-like
Exons: 1
Coding region: 1-1746 (581 amino acids)
Biological process (GO): transmembrane transport
Cellular component (GO): membrane
Molecular function (GO): transmembrane transporter activity
Source: RefSeq, a predicted model, not a curated record
AUGGCCGCACACCACGACCAACGGCCCACGAUUCCGCCUUCUGUGCCCGCCGAGUCAGCCCUGACUAAGCUCUCACCAGCGCAGAAGCGGUUGGGGAGGCAGCUGCCCUAUGGGCACGGUGCCUACCAGCUGCUACACAUUAUCGGCGCGGUCAUCGCAGUCUACAACUACGGGCUGCACUACGAGAGCUUCAGGCUAACAGCUGGCGUAAUGGAUCACUGGUGCAGGCGGCCCGAUUCCAUAAGGAACCUCAGCGUGGACGAGUGGAAACAGCUGGCCAUACCCGUGGACGAGCAAGGCGAGCACAGCCACUGUACGAUGCGCGACCCGCCGGACGGUGGCGAUACGGCUCGCGUCGUGACUUGCGCAUCGUGGGAGUUCGACCUCGACCAGUACGGGAACAACAUCGUCAGCCACUGGAACCUAGUGUGCGACAGGCGCUGGCUCAUCGACGUCGCGAGGCUCGUGUACGCGGCCGCCAGCAUGGCAUCGCUGCCAGUAGUCGGAGCGCUCGCGGACAGCGUCGGUCGCAAGGCGGUACUCUUUUUAACCAUACCCGUGGUCCUCAUAUCCGGCGCCGCCAGUGCCGUGCCGAAUGACUUCCAGUUCUUCGUGGCUGUGCGCGCCGUCGUGUCAGCCUCCACGAGUGCCCUCGUGGUACCUAUGUACGCGCUGAUUUACGAAUUGGCACCGAUAGAAAAAUACCCUCUUUACAUCAUCAUUAUCGCACUAUCUGCAUUGAUGCUAUCACCGAUCACGCUCUUUGCAGCUCAACUCGUGAAGGCAGGAUGGGCGGCGCUGCAGCUGAUACUGAUGAUUCCAACAUGCCUUCUCCUGCUACUUUAUUACACCAUCGAUGAGUCACCCAGCUGGCUUUUGGAGACAGGCAACGUCAAGGAAGCCGAGCGCAUCGCUUUGCGUGCCGCACGUAUGAACAAGGUCUCCCCAGAGGACUGCCGAGAUCUCAUGGCAUAUCAGGUAGCGGAGAUUAAGGCCCGUAGUCAAGAUGAUGGACUUCGCAGCGGUAUCUGCAGCCCACAAUUUAGGAUUUGCACCAUUACCAUCUGUUAUAUGUGGACUGCGAUAAGCUACGCCUUCGACUCCUUCGUCGUAAACGACGGUGUUCCCGUCGGGGAGAUCAUGACCGCCGUGAGCUUCAUCGUGUCCUUCAUUUCGUGCGUCGUCUCAGCGCCGUUCGUUACUUCUUUCGGCUUUCGGAACACCGUGACCACCUCCGGACUUGUCUUUGCCGUAACACUGACCGCCCUUGCCACUGACCUGCGGGAGAUAACUGCGAUGCGUGGUUCGCUCGUAAUUAUGAUGCGUGCGACUGGAACCGUAUGUUUGACGUUCUUUCUCAUCAUGUCCGUCAUCCCGUACCCGGUCAUGACCCGCUGUCUUAGUGUCUCCGUGGGGCUCGCCUUCAGCCGACUGGGGGAUACAUUAUCCCAGAUGAGUCCAGUGCUUUUCGGCGGUCGCCGUACAACGUUGCAGCUUGCCAUUGCUGCCGCCAUCAUGUUACUUUUCGUGGUGGGUGCCGAGCUUGUGUCCUGUCACAUCGUCACUGGGCUGCAAUACCAAUUAGCGCCCAGCAAGAGCCCCUACCACGUGACCAGCGAGGAGAGGAAGCGCGCCAUGCAAGGGACACUGGUGCGUCUGCCAAGGGAGCCCGUCAAGCGCCGGAGCACCCCCAUCACGAAGGACAGAGCAACAUCGAGCCCAACGAGUCCCAACAAAACAUACUAG